This is a messenger RNA of Rosa chinensis, 2471 nucleotides long. Its product is annotated as patatin-like protein 6. Gene Ontology annotation, biological process: lipid metabolic process. The record is from RefSeq and is a predicted model, not a curated record. The transcript has 3 exons. Lineage: Eukaryota; Viridiplantae; Streptophyta; Magnoliopsida; Rosales; Rosaceae. The coding region runs from base 297 to 1691 and encodes 464 amino acids.
AAAAAUAAUAAGCUAUAUAAAACACAGACAUACUCUCUGUAAUAGCCUGUGUCCUCUGCCUCCUUCUUCCCCUGGUUUCAUUUGCUUUUCUUGGGUUCUGUUGGUUAAGCUUUUCAUGCUGCGCUGGUUUGGCUUUGGCGUGCUUGGUUAAACCCGAACCAAACGGAAUUUCGUUUCGCCCCCUCUUUUAUCUUUCUCGAUUUUCUCAACCCAUUUCCAGAGUGAGCAUGAGUUUCGUUGUUGGUGAAUUCUGAUUGGGGCAACAAAAGCAUUGAUUGUCACCUGAAUUGUUCGUUAUGGAUUCGACUCGGUCCGAAAUGCAAGAGCCGAGUAUUGAUACCGAUAAGCUGAGCUACGAGAUAUUCUCGAUUCUGGAGAGUAAGUUUUUGUUUGGGUAUGACGAUCAGAAGCUGUGGGUGCCGAAGCAGAUCUCUCCGCCGGCGACUGAGCCGAAAGCCGAGGCCCAGCCCGACCAGAAUGCCGUGAUCAAGAACCAGAGAGGCAAAAUCUGCAUACUCAGCAUCGACGGCGGAGGCAUGCGCGGGAUUCUCUCCGGCAAGGCCCUGGCGUAUCUCGAGAACGCGCUCAAGCUGAAAUCGGGCAACCCCGACGCCAGAAUCGCCGAUUACUUCGACGUCUCCGCCGGCGCCGGCGUCGGGGGCAUUUUCACCGCCAUGCUCUUCGCCACCAGGGACCAGAGCCGGCCGAUAUUCAAGGCCGACGACACGUGGCGGUUCCUCGUUGAUCAGGGGAAGAGGUUUUACAACAACCGCUCGUCGUCGUCGUCCUCCUCCUCCGGCGGGUUCCUGCGGUGGUUCAUUCGCGGCGGGUCGGGUUCCGGCUCCGGCUCGACCACGUCUGCCACGGCCGGGCUGGAGAAGGCGAUGAGAGAGGCCUUCGCCGACAGCAGCAGGAGCCUGACGCUGAGGGACACAUUGAAGCCGGUUCUGAUACCCUGCUACGACCUCUCCAGUACGGCGCCGUUUCUGUUCUCCCGGGCCGACGCGCUCGAGACCGAGAGCUACGACUUCCGCCUCUGGGAGGUCUGCCGCGCCACGUCAGCCGAGCCGGGUCUUUUCGAGCCGGUCCAAAUGCGGUCCGUGAACAGCCAGACCAGUUGCCUGGCCGUGGACGGCGGCCUGGCCAUGAGCAACCCGACCGCCGCGGCCAUCACGCACGUGCUGCACAACAAGCAGGAGUUCCCGUUCGUGCGAGGGGUGGAGGACCUUUUGGUCCUUUCCAUCGGGAGCGGGCAGUUUCUAGAAGCGAGCCACGAGUACGAGCAGGUCAAGAGGUGGAAGGCCAAGGAGUGGGCCCGCCCCAUGGCCCGCAUCUCCGGCGACGGCUCCGCUGACCUCGUUGACCAGUCCGUCGCCAUGGCCUUCGGUCAGUCCGGCAGCACCAACUACGUCCGCAUCCAGGCGAAUGCGACAAGCUUGGGGAGGUGUGGUCCAAAUGUAGAUACAGACCCAAGUCCUAACAAUGUCAAGAUGCUGGUGGGAUUAGCAGAGGACAUGCUCAAGCAGAAGAAUGUUGAAUCGGUUCUGUUUGGCGGCAAGAGGAUUGGCGAGCAGAGCAAUUUCGAGAAGCUAGACUGGUUCGCCGGAGAACUUGUGCUAGAACAUCAGAGGAGGAGUUGCAGAAUAGCUCCCACUGUUGCCUUCAAGCAAGCUGCUCCUAAAGCCACUUAAGUCAGACUGCUACCACCAAACAAUACCAAAAGAUAAUAGAAGCUCAUUACAAAGGAAGAAGAAGAAAGAUGGAGAAGAAGAGAGGAAGAAAAGAAAAGUAUGUAAAUCUUUGUGGGGAUUUUUUUGCCCACCAAAGGACCAUACAUUGUGGGUCUCCACUCCACCUUUCAACAAUGGCUAUGAACCAAUGUGGAGAAAAAGCAUGAGAGAGGGAGUGAGAGAGAGUAAAAGCUUUUAAGGUCAAACAAACAAGAAUCCAAAUAUUCAGGUGUGAAUCUACUGCAUUUCAAAUUGAGGGUUUAGGGUUUUAUACCCUUUGCAGUUUUAUAUUUACAACUUUUCCAUUUUCUGUCUUUUCAUCCUAGCUUAGUCUCAAGAAACUUGAGGUGGGUGGGUCGUGGUGGUGGUAGGGCUACCUUAUUAAAACCCAGAAUUGAAAAGUGGCCAAAGCUCUUCGUUUCUGUCUUUGGCAUUUGGCCUCUAUAUCCCUUCAAUAUUUUCUCAUUUUGAUUAUAGUAGAUUUUAGUGGACAAUAGUUUUUCAGAGUGAGUAUCUUUUUUCAAGCAACUGACCAUAUCUCCUGUGUGGGUCUUCAUGGCUAUAGUUGUUGGAACCUUUUCAUUGGGAGAAAUUUUUUCUUUUCUUUUUGGUCAUGAAUUGUAUGAUAUAGGUUUGAGGGUCCUCCUCUAUUUGUAAGUUUGAUGAUUGAACAAAGAAAACUUCUUUUUGUACAUGUUUUAGUUUUGAGUAGUGGUGGUGGGUGUUACAUAGAUGAUGAAA